AUGAAUCCCAACCCGUCUCGCAUAUAUCCUCCGGCACCCAACUACGAAGACGAACCGCCUGCUUAUGGAUACGGAGAAACGACGUCGUUCCUUUCGGAUAAUGAUUCGCCGCGCACUCGCCAAAAUGGACCAACCAUGAGACUGCUUCCGACAAGUGGUGAUGUAGAAAGCACGCUGCAUAGCGGUGGAGGUACAACGUAUCAGUACGGACAGACUUAUGAGGAUGAUGCUCGACCAGAAUACGCAACUCAAUAUUCGGCGCGAUACCAGGAAUAUGACCCGCCCGAGUCCCCCUCACGACCGGUUUCGAGCUUGCGAAAUGCCCCAAACAUCCCGCCCCCUUCCGCGUCAAUGGUAAACGUCCCUCACUACUCGUCUCGUCCAGGCUCCCCGACGCGGCCUUGGUCCCCAACCCGCGCCGCGGACUGGACUCGACCCCCUGGACCACCGUCCGUCACUGGCUCGCAUUACGAACGCGCAGAUCUCAAUGGCAGCCCCCGACCAGGCACCCCGAGUUCGAGAUAUGGUGGCAGCCCUCGACGACCACUGCCGCCAGCGCCACUGUUUGCUGGCCCGGGGUCGGUGUCCGGGGGCCAGGAUGCUAGUAUCGAUAUUGGCGACGGAGUGGAUCCUGACGACGUCUUUGGUGGUGGGGGAAGAACGGCUCACCAUAACCAUACGGCGAGCGUCCACUCCUUCAUGAGUGAAUCCACCGUGAUCACGGACGAAAAGGACGCAAUGGCCAAGGUUGACUUGGAUGAUGACGACGAAGCGAGUGAGAUGGUCGACCCGAACAUGCACUAUGGCCCCGCGCCCGAGAAGCAAGGCCGCCGCGGUGUCCGAGAUGCCCAGAUGGUCAAGAAGGAAGUCCAGUUGGUCAACGGUGAGUUGAUCCUGGAGUGUAAAAUCCCAACGAUCCUGCACAGCUUCUUGCCCCGGCGAGACGACCGAGAAUUCACGCACAUGCGGUACACUGCGGUGACCUGCGACCCCGACGACUUCACCCAGAAGGGCUACAAAUUGCGUCAGGAGAUCGGCAGUACCAUGCGUGAAACGGAGCUGCUCAUUUGUGUUACCAUGUACAACGAGGAUGAGAUCUGUUUCACUCGGACCAUGCAUGGUAUUAUGCGCAAUAUCAGUCACCUCUGCUCCCGCUCCAAAUCACGAACCUGGGGCAAAGACGGGUGGAAGAAGAUCGUGGUCUGCGUGAUUGCUGAUGGCCGGAAGAAGGUGCAUCCUAGAACUUUGAACGCGUUGGCUGCACUGGGUGUCUACCAAGAAGGCAUUGCCAAGAACAUUGUGAACCAGAAGCAGGUGAAUGCCCACAUGUACGAGUACACGACUCAGGUAUCUUUGGACGCCGAUUUGAAGUUCAAGGGAGCAGAAAAGGGCAUCGUGCCAUGUCAGGUGAUCUUCUGCUUGAAGGAACAUAACAAGAAGAAGCUGAACUCUCACCGGUGGUUUUUCAAUGCCGUUGGCCGCGCGCUACAGCCGAACAUCUGCGUUCUUCUCGAUGUCGGCACAAAGCCUGACCCGACUGCAUUGUACCACCUGUGGAAAGCCUUCGACCAGGAUUCCAACGUUGCCGGGGCGGCUGGCGAGAUCAAGGCAGGCAAAGGUAAAGGUAUGCUGGGUCUGCUGAAUCCCCUGGUGGCGAGUCAGAAUUUUGAGUAUAAAAUGUCGAACAUUCUGGACAAACCCUUGGAGUCGGUCUUUGGUUAUAUCACUGUGCUUCCCGGUGCUCUUAGUGCGUACCGUUUCUUCGCGCUGCAGAACGAUGCCGAAGGCAACGGGCCACUGAAUCAAUACUUCAAGGGUGAAACGCUGCAUGGCCAAGAUGCGGAUGUCUUUACGGCCAACAUGUACCUGGCAGAAGAUCGAAUCCUCUGUUGGGAGCUAGUGGCCAAGCGCGAUGAGCGAUGGGUCUUGCGAUUUGUUAAGAGUGCCGUUGGUGAAACCGAUGUCCCAGACACUGUUCCUGAAUUCAUUUCGCAGCGUCGACGUUGGCUGAACGGAGCUUUCUUCGCUGCAGUCUAUUCCAUUGUCAACGGAAAGCAGCUCUGGAAGACGGACCACUCACUGCCCCGCAAGAUCUUGCUUCAGAUCGAGUCCGUUUAUCAGUUCCUCCAGCUGCUUUUUACUUAUUUCGGAUUGGCAAACUUCUAUUUGGCUUUCUACUUUAUUGCCGGGUCGCUUUCGGACGAGAAAAUCGAUCCAUUUGGCCAUAACAUGGGCAAAUACAUUUUUAUAGUGCUUCGAUAUGCUUGCGUGGUGGUUAUGUGCCUACAGUUCAUUAUCUCCAUGGGCAAUCGACCUCAAGGCGCGAAAAAAUUGUAUCUCUCCGGAAUUAUCGUCUAUUGCGUGAUCAUGAUCUAUACCGCAUUCUGUACACUGUACCUGAUCGUUUUGGAACUCAUGUCAAAAUUCGGAGCAGAUGUGGACCUGGAAGUGAGCGAUGGACUAAUGGUGAACAUUGUAAUUUCAAUGCUUUCGACCAUAGGUCUCUACUUCUUCGUUUCCUUCCUUUACCUCGACCCAUGGCACAUGUUCACCUCGUCGGCCCAAUACUUUGCUCUUAUGCCAAGUUACGUGUGUACCCUGCAGAUUUAUGCCUUUUGCAAUACCCACGACGUGACUUGGGGUACCAAGGGUGACAACGUCGUCAACACGGAUCUGGGAGCCGCGAAGAUUAUCAACGGCUCAAUCGUCGAAGUCGAAAUGCCUUCGGAGCAGCUUGAUAUUGACAGUGGAUACGAUGCUGCGCUGCGGAACCUCCGUGAUCGCCUCGAAGUUCCCGAACCCCCGGUCCCGGAAAGCCAGCUGCAGGAAGACUACUACCGAGCCGUCCGUACGUACAUGGUGUCCAUCUGGAUGGUCGCGAACCUCAUCUUGGCUAUGGCCGUGUCUGAGGUCUAUGGCGUCGACUCUGGCGGCACUAAUGUUUACCUGGCGAUUAUCCUCUGGUCCGUCGCCGUUUUGGCGCUGUUCCGUGUGAUCGGGUCCACGACAUAUGCCAUCCUCUUCGUGUUGCAGAAGAUUGUCGAGGGCAAGACCAAGUUCGAAGCCGGCAAUAUUGCUUCAGCUCACGCCAGUGCCAGUGCCAACUCCAGUGCCGUGGGUAGCAAAACAAACUAUGGCGGAGGUGGAAAUUUGCGCGACAAGUUCACCGAAGCUAGAUGGGCCAUGAAACGAGGAAUGGGCAAAGCUAUGUUCUGGAAGAAAUGA
Aspergillus melleus is the source of this 3225-nucleotide messenger RNA. RefSeq names its product chitin synthase class II (gene chsB). The transcript has 5 exons. The record is from RefSeq and is a predicted model, not a curated record. Gene Ontology annotation, molecular function: chitin synthase activity. NCBI's taxonomy places the organism in Eukaryota, Fungi, Ascomycota, Eurotiomycetes, Eurotiales, Aspergillaceae. Gene Ontology annotation, cellular component: cell septum; cell periphery. Bases 1 to 3225 code for a protein of 1074 amino acids.